This is a messenger RNA of Heterobasidion irregulare TC 32-1, 255 nucleotides long. RefSeq lists its product as uncharacterized. The transcript has 2 exons. The record is from RefSeq and is a predicted model, not a curated record. Lineage: Eukaryota; Fungi; Basidiomycota; Agaricomycetes; Russulales; Bondarzewiaceae. Bases 1 to 255 code for a protein of 84 amino acids.
AUGUCCCUGGCUGCCCAGGGCCCGUUCGAGCGCUCCACCGCCCGUCCGAAUCGGAUCUCGCCCGGGAUCCUCCACCUCUUUUCCCAUCCCGUGCACAUAGCACGAGCGCACGGGGCAAUCAGGUCGUACUGUAUUGGUGUGGGUGCACUGUCUUCGCUCAUCGCCGGCCAUGAUUCCGUUUUGAUCGACAUCAUCUCAACCUCGCGGAAGGGUGUCAUGCGCCGCCAUCGAUUCAUCAGUUGCGUUGCCAGCUAG